GCCACGUGAUUUUAACAAUUUUUGCUACUAAAUAAAAUUAAUUAGAUUCUGGUAUCCAAUUUUGUAAAUGAUUUUAAUAAAGUGAAUAUCAAAAACUUCGAGGAUGACAGCGAUAUACGUAAUAAUGAUAGCGUGUAUGCUGACAUGCGGCGUUCGUGCACAGUUCAUAGACAAGAUGCAAUUAUAUGAGAAGGAGUGUCUCGGGGAGGACAAGUUCGCCUGCCUGAUGGGUGGUUGUGUGCUCCAGAGCCAGUACUGCGACGGGAACAUAGACUGUCCGGACGCCACAGAUGAGGACUUCUGUCCGAGCCACUCACCAGAUCCCGAGACUUGCCACAAGAGCCACCAGUUCCUAUGCGCCGACGGUAAGAAAUGCAUCCCCCACACUUGGAUAUGCAACAACUACACCGACUGCGACGAUGGAAGUGAUGAAGUCAACUGCACAGACCAGCUGGACGUUAAGGAUAACUCCACUUGCAAAGGUUUUACAUGUGAUGGUAACAAGUGCAUAUCAAAACUAUGGGUCUGCGAUGGCAUAUAUGAUUGCCUCGACAAGACUGACGAGUAUACGGAGAAUAAUUGCAGGCAAUCUCUUAUCUCGCAUUUAAGAUACGACGGCACGUGUUCUCAGUUGAACAUCCUCAAAGAUAAUUACAGAUGCAUUGAUUCCUCUUACUGUCUGCCCGCUAAAUUGAUGUGUGACGGUAUGGUGGAUUGUAGAGACGGAAGUGACGAGGGCGCGUUUUGUGAUAAAUGGAACACGAGCUGCGCCGACAAUCCGUGUAAAGGCAAUAACACACGCUGCAUCCCUGAGCGUUAUGGUCCCUCUUGCAUAUGCAAUGGGUCGCCGUAUCAUUUAAAGUACAACUACACCACAAAUACGUGCGAAGACGUUGACGAAUGUGCAGCAGCUAUUCCCCUGUGCUCGCACACUUGUCACAAUUUAUACGGCAGAUUUAAGUGUAGCUGUGAUGAAGGCUAUACUGAAGAUAGGCUCGGAUAUCUCUGUUUUGCUUCAGGUCCCGAAGCAUUAUUAUUUUACAGUACUAAAAAUGAAAUAGGAUUCAUAAAAGUCAGAUCUAAGGAACGAGUUACUUUGGUUACUGGAAUAAAAGAGGCACAUGGAGUAGCAUACAAUGGCAGGUAUUUGUUCUGGGUGGAAACCGCACAAGGACAUCAGGCUAUCAUGAGAGCUGAUCUGGAAAACGUACAGGAAACUAAAGAGGUGAUAGUGGGAAUUGGUAUAGAGGAGCCAGGAGAUAUCGCAGUGGAUUGGCUGGGCGGGCACAUCUACUUCAGUGACUCAGAGCGUGGUAUGAUCGCCGUUUGUCGCACUGAUGGCUCAAUAUGUACUAUAUUGAAGACACAUACGAACAACCCGAGAUUCGUCACUUUGGCUGUUAAAUAUGGACAAAUGUAUUGGGCGGACUGGCAUCACCGUCCUGUGAUUAUGGCAGCGCGAAUGGAUGGUUCAGAUACUGAAUUACUUGUUGAUAAUCUAAAAGGAUACGCAACUGGCCUCGCUGUGGACGUACCGAAUGGACGUCUCUACUAUGUGGACAAUACUAUCAAGGCUGUCAAGUUAGAUGAUAAGCAGACAUAUUCGUUAUUGGAAGGAUCUUACCACCACCCGUACGCAAUCGCUGUAUUUGAAAGGACUGUGUUCUGGAGCGAAUGGACUUCUCAAUCCAUACAGACGACGGAUAAGUUAAACGGUAUCGCUGCGAAACGAGAAAAUUUGGCCACUUUCGAUACACCUGUUCAUGAUAUGCACAUUUAUCACCCAGUUCUGAUGAAACAGAAGACAAAUCCAUGCAGGAAGCACAACUGUUCACAUAUGUGUCUACUGACAUCCAAUGUUACGUACACUUGCGCAUGCCCUGAAGGAAUGAGGCUGAAACAAAAUACCUGCUACAAUAUAGAAGAUUAUAAGCCUUUAUACUUGAUAGUAGGAAGUGGAGCGAUAUUCACUCAAGUACACUACGACAGUUUGGGAAGUGCGGAGACACACGCGUCACAUUUUAAUAUUGGUUGGGUGCAAGCGAUGGCAUACGACAACUCAAGAGAUGUCCUGUACGUAUACGACGGCCAGCGUAAACUUUUAAGCUACAUAAAUAUGAGCGACUUCUCUUUAGGAUUAACACGACCUUUCUAUUAUAAUGGCCUGAUGAAUAUUAUCGACAUGGAUUAUGAUUAUGUAUCUGAUUCUCUGUAUAUGCUGGAUGCCGGAAGAAAUAUAAUAGAAGUGAUGUCACUGAAGAAGCAAGACCGAGUAAUAAUGUAUAUAUUGCCCCAACAAGAGACCCCACUCAGCUUUUGUGUUAUGCCUGAUUAUGGAAAACUCCUGUUAGCAGUACGUGACAAUGGUGACAACGUAGUACAUAUCGACAGUAUGGGAUUGGACGGCAGUGGAAGGAAACGUGUCGUCACGACUGAUCUUAGAGGUCCCCGAAUAACAUUACGUUACGCACAUUAUAUGGACUUGGUGUAUAUUGCAGACGACGGCAACAGCGUCAUUGAUUUGAUGCACCCUAAAGGAAUAGGUAGAGAGAGAUUUCGCGAACUAUCAACCUCCAUAUCAUCCUUAGCACUGACGGAUGGGUACGUAUUCUGGGCCGAUCGUCGCACACCGCGUCUGUUCUGGGCCCCAAUACACGACGUCACAACUAGAACCCGCAGGAUUCAGCUCUCAAUAUUCCCAAACAACACUAAACUUCACAUCCUGGCAACUACACCACCACUAAGAAACGACAGCCUUCUCAGUAAUCAUCCUUGUAUCGUCCAGAAACCUUGUUCGAAUGUAUGUGUUCAAAUACCCCACCCACACCCGCACACAGCGCCUAACGACUUUCACAUGGGGUACAAAUGCCUGUGCCCACUCUCGCUCUUUAACAGGAAUGGAACAUGCAUCAAGCAGGCCACUUGCAAAGCAUAUGAGAUCUAUUGUCAUAAGAGUAACGUAUGUGUUUCUGAUGCAAAAUAUUGUGAUGGAGAAAAGGAUUGCGCAGAAGGCGAGGACGAAGAAGGCUGCAAUGAAAUACCAUUUCAAAAUCCAGAAAUUUCGUGUCCGCUUGGUCAAAUAAUGUGUGACAGAAAAUGCAUAAAUCAAGAUCAAAAAUGUCCAUCCGCAGUGGCAAACACAACUUCGGAACCGUCUGUUUGUGGCCCGACUCGGUUCCAAUGUUUCUACACUACUACUACUACAAUUUACAAUACAAUUUGCGUGGAGAGGUCCCAACUAUGCGAUGGCAAAGUGGACUGCCCGAACGGCAGUGAUGAAGAAACUAGCAUCUGUGAUACACUUACUUGCAGGGAAAAUGAGUUCAUGUGCACUUCGGGUUCGUGUAUUUUGAGCUCUUUCAAGUGUGAUGGCGAACAAGACUGCGCAGAUGGCUCCGAUGAAGCUGAUUGUAAUAAGACCUGCGCUUUCGGAUAUUACCAAUGCCGUAACAAAAACUGCAUCGAGAUGCGGAAGAGGUGUGACGGUCAGAACGACUGUAGCGAUCACUCUGACGAGGAACUGUGCGAAGAACCAGUCACGAUGUUUGGUGAGACGUUGGUGCCUCGUUGUGAAGAGAGGGAGUACUCUUGUGAGCUAAACAGAAGCAUUUGUUUACCAUUCACGGCACGAUGCAACUUCAAGACAGAAUGUCCAGGCGGCACUGACGAGAUAGGAUGCGAUUUGCGCUGUGCACCUCGCGGUCUCUUCGAGUGCAAGGAGGAACUGAUAUGUCUGGCUGUGAAACAACUCUGCAAUGGUGUCAAAGAUUGCUUAGACGGCUCGGAUGAAAUACCCGAAGUUUGCAGCAUGGUUAACAGAACGUCCAGUUUUUUCCCUCCACCUUUAUACCCUGCAGACGAAUGUCGCAAAGGGUUCUUGUGCAAAAGUGGGCAAUGCAUAGAACUGAAACAAGUCUGCGACCGCAUGCCCGACUGCUUCGAUGGAUCAGACGAAGGCGGCGAUUGCUACUCGGCCUGUAACAACCACUCGUGCAGGUUCAGCUGCGUGUCCACGCCAUCAGGGCCACGGUGCAUAUGCCCAAACGGAUAUAAAAUGGACAUCGAAGGUCAGACGUGUGUUGACAUCGAUGAGUGUGUCAAAGAUACAUGCUCGCAACGUUGUGAGAAUAUACCGGGCUCUUUUCUUUGUUCCUGCUACCAUGGAUAUGCCCUUAGAUCUGACCGUCGCUCCUGCAAAGCGGUUAAGGGCAAUAUGUCAAUAUUAUAUGUAUCGGGUAACACGGUUCGUUCCAUAUCUGCAGAUGGGACAUCUACUAUAAAAUAUAGUGAAGCGAGCGACAAAAUUUUCGACGUGGAUAAUAAUGUGCGAGAAAGUACGCUUUAUGUAACAAUUCCCGAUGCUGGCAAACUGGUAGAGAUACAAAAAGACAAUAAUAAGAUAAAAAUUACAAACAUAGGCAGACCUACAAUGGUUGCGGUGGAUUGGAUAACGGGAAAUGUAUAUUUCGUAGACAAAAGCACGGCGAAUACAACAAAUAACCACAUGAGAGUAUGUAAUUUUAAAAAUAAAAGAUGUGCUAAACUGCAGAAACUCCCUAUAAGUGGUAAUGCAAAGAUGACGUCCCUAAAAGUCGACCCUGCAUCCUGCAGAAUGUUUUACUGCAUAACCAACCACUACGAAUCUGUAGUAUGGUCAGCGUCACUAGCUGGUCAAAACGUUGUAGACUUGAGCACAGUACAAAAUUGCACGGGACUAACGGUGGAUUCCUUCAGAAAAAGGCUAUAUGUCGCCGAAACGGGGCCUUCACUUAUCACCAGAAUGAACUUUGAUGGAGACAGACACAAAACAGUAAUAUUUGGACACCCACAACUUCAAGAACCGAAUGGGUUAGCACUUUUUGAAGACAGCAUCUACUUCUUAGCGGAUAACACAUCAAAACUCAGUCGUUGCCAGCUCUUUGGCAAAAAGCAAUGCGAGCCAUUCAUAUACCGCAUGUUUGAGGCAAAUACAUUUGUGAUAAGUCACGAGAGCGUCCAAAGAGACGACUUGAAGAAUAGUUGCGAGCAAUUCACUUGUUCCAACGUUUGCGUUUUGGACAAAACAGGUCCAUUGUGCGUAUGUUAUGAUGGAACUCUCGCUAAAAAUGGACUUUGCACUAAGGCGGAAAGGAGUAUGCUGCCGCUGUUCGACAACUGGGUUCAGGAAGACUACACAAGCGCCAACAAAGCCGUGCUUGCGGCCCUCACCGCUGCUGGGGUGCUGUUUGUGAUCUAUCUCUCUAUGUUCAUAUACUAUCGCUAUGUGUACCGAGCAAGGGAGAUUCGCGCCUCCACAUAUAUGGAAGUAAGAUUUCAGAAUACCAAUCCACGCAGCCCAUCGGUAUCAUCCCAAACAACAUCUACAAUUGAAGUUCCUGAGCCAAGUACCCCUAGUGAGAGCACACAAGAGUACAUGAACCCAAUACAGUUUGUGAAGGAUAUAUGGCGCCAGUCCGUGCUUCGAAAACCAAGAAAACCUAUUGGUACAGCAGGCUUAAAUGUUCAAAUUCCCAAGACUGAAAAAGAACAUUCUGACACAGAAUCAGACCUAGAUGAUUAGGAGAAGCAGCGAAUUAUUGAUUGAAAUUAACCAUCCUUUUAGAAUACUAUAACUGAAAGAUAGGUUCUUUUUUUGUGGUACAAAAAUAAUUAUAACGAUUUAAUAUAUUUAAGACAGGCAGCAUAAGUAAAGUUCCUUGGUUUGUUACAAAUAUGUGUUUGGGUGAAAACGUUAUACAGGAGCCUUAAAUUUGCUGCCAGCUUGACGAAAAUCUAGUGCUUACCGUUAACAUUAUGUUAUGCACACUUCUAAAAAAAAUUUUAAAUGUUAUAUUUAUACCAACUACUACAUAUACACAGAACUUGUGUGAGCUUGGUGGACAAUCUCCAUCAAAUACGAGAUAUGGAUUAUGGUUUGAAUUAGUCAAUAGGCGCUGCUAAAUAUUAAGGUACCGGAAGAUAGCUAUACUUUAACGUUUCUAACGUUACUUAAGUUUCGAUUGAAUAAGUAUCCUAUAAUUUACUUUGAUUUAUUUUAUAAAUAGAAAACUAAGAUAUAAAUAGCUUUCUCGUGAAUUAUAUGCUAUAUAUAAGUACAUCGACAAAAACGAGUACAUUUUGUUGCAACUUUAUAAAUAAUAAAGUUAUGUAAACUUUUCAUUAUAUCAAUAAUACUAAUAAAUAACUUAUGUACUAAGUUAUAAUAGAGUAACUUUACAACAAUCAAAUCACACAAUUUGUUAAGAAAAAAACAUUAUGUUUGUUACAUUUGAAAGACUGAAUGGUUUAAAUUUAUUAGUGGAUAGAUACUUAUGAAAUAUUUAAGAUAAGCUUCUUUUUUCUAAUUAUGAUUCUUCAUAAUGGAGUGUGGAGUUUUCAUUACCAUUCAAGUUAAAGAAUACCCUAUUAUUACAUAGAUGUUGUUUUAUAUAUGGUAAGAUUGUAUUAAUGCCUUUUUUCCCAUGUCCAAGACAUGGAAAAAAAAAAGGAAUGUAGAAAUAAUAUUACUAAUGUGUGUAUUUUAUCUUAAUGUAAAGAUUAAUUAUCUUUAAUAUCUUAACAUAUCUUUUUCGAAUAGGUACAUACUAAUGAAAUACUUAUAUGAAUAAGACGUUGAAAUAAAAAAUGUUAAUAUUUCCUUAAAAAUCAAUAUUUUUUAGUUUUGGUAUACUGGCAGUUAGCGGACGUUGCCGCAUUUCAGUAUAGGUCAGACAAAGAGGGCAAAUUUUUAACUGAUUCUUUCUCAUACUAUUUGAUACCUCUUUAUUAUGUAUACUAGAUACUUAUCGUUUGUCGGAUUAUAUAUUUCAAUGGAAAAUAAAUUCAUGUUACCUAAAUUGUUAAAUAUUUUUGAUGAAAAUGUAUAAUAUUUUAUAUAAUGCAUGAUAUUUUAUUAUAAAAAUUGAUUAUGACUGAACAUAAUAAAUUGCAAAUUGUAUGAAAAAAAUUAAAUAAAAUGUAACUAUCUGUAUGGUUUGGA
This is a messenger RNA of Galleria mellonella (greater wax moth), 6979 nucleotides long. It is a transcript of the gene yl, whose product is annotated as prolow-density lipoprotein receptor-related protein 1. Gene Ontology annotation, cellular component: membrane. Gene Ontology annotation, molecular function: protein binding; calcium ion binding. The record is from RefSeq and is a predicted model, not a curated record. The coding region runs from base 104 to 5560 and encodes 1818 amino acids. NCBI's taxonomy places the organism in Eukaryota, Metazoa, Arthropoda, Insecta, Lepidoptera, Pyralidae. The transcript has 36 exons.